UGAAAAUUAAGUGAGCUUUGAGUUGCUUUCUUGGGCUCCGGAGUCCGGUGGGCUUUAGUCUCACAACAAUAGCAAAGCACAGCGGCCACUCCAUCGUCGACGUGAACUGUGCUGAUGGUUUUACUAUGCCGAUUGACUAAGCUUCACCAGACAACCUUUUAGGUGAAAUUGUUCAUGUACUCUAAAACCAGGUUCUACUUUAGUUUCUGAAAUUAAACUUUGUCUUAAUGCUGAAUGCUAGUACGAUGUAUUUGUCUUCUUGUUCAUCUGGGAAUGCUUAGUUUUUUUUUUUUCCAAUAGAAGCAAAAAUGUUACAAACCCAACAACAACAAGCAACUGUUCUUGUUUCCAAAUUGCUGAAACUCCCACCACUCAAAGCUCUCACACUCUUCAAAUCCUCAACAGAACUAGGCUUCCAACAAACUCACCAAUCGUUUGCCAUAAUCCUAAACCAGCUUCUAUCAUGCAACGCGCUCUCACGCGCUCAAUCUCUCAUCUUACAGUUAGUUUCUGGUAAAAUCACUUCACCCCAUUUCACUGUUUCUUCCUUACUUCACCAUUUAACACAUACCCAUUUCUUGAAUUCUACUCCUUUAUAUGAAAUAAUCAUUAAUGCCCAUGUUCAAUCUCAAUUAGUAGAUAAAGCUUUGAUCUUUUUUAAUGAAAUGAUUGAUAAAAGACUUCUACCUACAUCAAAUACAUCUAAUAGUAUACUUUCUUGUCUUAUAAAGAAUGGAUCUUUUGAAAAGGGUUGGUCUAUUUUUGAAGAAUCAAUUGGAAAGGAGUUCUUGGAUAUGCAUAGUUUUGGGAUAGUGAUAAAGGGUUGCUGUGAAAAUGGUGACUUGAAUGGUGCCUUUGAGGCCUUAGCCAAAUUGAAAGACUUGGGUUGGCAUCCGAAUGUUGUAAUAUAUACAACCAUGAUUGAUGGAUGUUUUAAGCACGGUAAUGCUGGACGAGCAAAGGAGUUGUUUAGUAUAAUGUCAGCUGAGGGUAUCGUUCCUAAUCAGUACACUUAUUCUGUUUUGCUUAGUGGUUUCUUUAGGCAAGGACUUAAAACUGAUGGCUUUGAGCUUUAUAAGAAGAUGAAGCUUGACGGAGUGUUUCCCGAUAUAUAUACUUAUAACUCUCUUAUUAAUGUGUAUUGCAGCGAUGGAAAAGUUAACAAAGCAUUUGAAUUAUUUGAUGAAAUGCAGCGUAACGGGGUAGUGUGCAAUGUUGUAACUUACAACACUUUGAUUAGAGGGUUAUGUCAAGAGAAGAGGGUAUCAGAAGCUGAGAAAUUGUUGGAACGAUUAAAGCAGGCUGGUUUGCACCCUAAUUUGAUCACAUACAACACUCUGAUAGAUGGGUAUUGCAGCGGUGGAAAGCUUGAGAAAGGAUUAGCUUUGUUCAAUCAGAUAAAGUCCUGUGGAUUAACACCUACUUCAAUCACAUAUAAUACUUUAAUUGCGGGUUUCUCCAGAGCUGGAAAUCCAUCAAGGGUUGUUGACUUUGUUCGUGAGAUGGAGGAAAGAGGCAUAUUUCCUUCAAAAGUCACAUACACAAUUCUAAUUGAUGCAUUUGCUCGAUCGAAAGACAUGGAAAAAGCUCUUGAGGUGUUCUCGCGUAUGCAUAAAGCUGGUUUGAGUGUAGACCUUUGUACAUAUGGUGCCUUGAUACAUGGAUGGUGUAGUCAAGGGAAUAUGAAGGAAGCAUUGAAGUUGUUACGAUCAAUGUCUGAACAUCAUCUGGAGCCUAAUGAUGUAAUAUACAAUAUGAUAAUAUUUGGAUACUGUAAAGAGGGCAGUUCCUAUAAAGCGUUGAGGCUGCUUAAAGAAAUGGUUGAGAAUGGAAUGGUUCCAAAUGGAGCAAGCUAUUGCUUGACAAUUGAAGUUCUUUGUAAUGAUGGGAAGUGGAAAGAGGCCAAAGUUCUUGCCAAUGGCAUGAUUAAAUUUGGUCUAAGGCCCUCGGUACCAUCAUGUGAUCUGAUUCAAAAAGCAAUUGACAUGACAACUUAAGUAUAUUGUGAUUGCGGUCCCUUAAUUAUUUGCACAGAAUGAGCAAUGGGGGAAAACAGUAACUGGAAAACUGAUGAAGCCUAAAAUAUCUUAGAGUGCCUUGUACUCAGUAUCAUGCCCGUCUGCUAAAGAUUAUGCAGACCACUUAAUCACAAGCUUACGCCGAUUCUUGUCAGAAAAGAAAUGAGGAGGCCUUCUUAAACAAGUCUUUAAAUGAUUUGGAUAUUAUACUUACUACAGAAGUCUCCCUUUGUCUUCUUCAGUUCGUCAACAUUAUUGUUAGUUUGUUAUCCCUUUAUUCUUAGAUUGCUAUUACUACCGUUUGCUACCUUGGCUUCGGCCCUCUUUUUAUCUUGUUGUUGUUUAUACUUGUUGUCAUUACCUCUUUUUAUCUUUUCUGUAGCCGAGGGUCUUCCGGAAACAGCCUCUCUACCCUCUAGGGUAGGGGUAAGGCUGCGUACAUCCCAUCCUCCUCAGAUCCCGCUCGUGGGAUUCACUGGGUUUGUUGUUGUUGUUGUUGUUGUACUUACUACAGAAGUCUCGUCUACGACGGAGUUCGAUAACAGCUGCAUGCUACUUUGUUUCAUCAUAUGAGGCAGCAGAAAUAACUUGUGCAUCUGUGCAGUCCUGUCUCAGAUUAGGUUGAAGAUAUAAACUAUACAUAAUAGUUAUUAGGAUCUCUUGUUGUUGUUAGUAUUGCAUUUUCUCUAUAAAAGGAGCUUAAUGAAGUUGUUGGGAUUACUCUUUUUGGGUGGGAGAUGAGGUGUUGGGCUCACCAAUGUUCUUGAACCAGCCAAUAGAGCAGCUGAUAUUUAUUCUUCAGAGUGUCAAUGGACCAGUCAUCUCUAUAUUAAAGGGGCAAUUAAUAUUUUGGACAGGUCACUAUGUAUGCAAGAGUUAAGCUGAAGUAUAUGGUCAUUAUAAUUGAUGAAAGACUUUACUAUGUCUUAUUCCUUUGCUGUAUUUCUCUUUCAGGAACGUAAAUGUAGAUAAAUCUUCUGCCUUCUUUAGAGGUAGCGGCAGACAAGGUUAAAGCCAGUUUAACAAUUCCCAGGAUUAUGUCUGCUGCUGAUGCUGGUACUGCGAAUAAAUAUGUGUGUGUGUGAAAAGCGGGAAACUAAAACGCAAGAUCAACCACCCUUUCACUGUUUAAGAGGCAGCAUAUCCUCCUGAUAAUCAUCAUUUUACUGAAGGAUCAAUACUUGAGUAAUAGGAAAAGAAUCAAUAUUGUAAUUGUAAGAAUACUCAUUCUAGAUUGAUGCAUUUUUUGCUGUGGACAUUUCCGUAGUAGGAUGAGCAAAAGUUUUUUUGAAGGUAUUUGUUGGUGUUGAUCUUAAUAUUGUGUCGAGAAUUUCCAGUAAGCAACUAUUAGUAUUUGAAUAUUUUUCACAACCCCUGAA
Molecule: messenger RNA, 3397 nt
Organism: Nicotiana attenuata
Lineage: Eukaryota; Viridiplantae; Streptophyta; Magnoliopsida; Solanales; Solanaceae
Product: pentatricopeptide repeat-containing protein At4g11690
Exons: 2
Coding region: 309-1997 (562 amino acids)
Molecular function (GO): protein binding
Source: RefSeq, a predicted model, not a curated record